CAACUCAAAUCAACAGGCUCUGGUCAAUCAGGUUGUGGUGAUUGAUGGAAACGCAGGAUGGUCGAUCCGAGGGCGUGGAGCCGUGGGAUGUGCUACUUGUUGGCAUCCUCUCCGCUCGAACCCCGCAGCGUGCUGGUAUAUAGACUUUACCACCUGGCAUCACUCCUCACCACCUUAAGCAGCUACCUGACACCACCUACACUACAAUCUCACCUUUAAAACCCGCCUCGCGACAGAGAGACAUUCCAAAACUACAGCAUGUCAAUCAUCAUCACCGGCGCAAGCGGCUACGUGGGCCAGGAACUGGCCGCGGCGCUGCUAACCACCUACCCGGAGAUCACGGUGACGCUGACGGACGUGGUCACGCCGACGCACGCCGCGCGAACCCGCUGCCUCGAAGCCGACCUAACCUCGCCCGCGGUGCCCUACGAGACGGUCUACCUCCUGCACGGGAUCAUGUCCAGCGGGUCGGAGGCCAACUUCGAGCUGGGGAUGCAGGUCAACCUGGACGCGACGCGGCGGAUCCUGGACCGGCUGCGCACCGCGACCCCCGGGGUGAAGGUGGUGUUCACCUCCAGCCUGGCGGUGUACGGGCCCGCGCCGACGACGGGGUUCGUGAUCGACGAGACCAACUUCCCGCCGGUGCCGUCGUCCUCGUACGGCUCGCAGAAGCUCAUCGUCGAGACGCUGCUGAACGACUACUCGCGCCGCGGCUUCCUGGACGGCCGCGCCGUUCGCCUGCCCACCGUCACCGCCGCCAGCAGCUUCGCCAGCGACAUCAUCCGCGAGCCCUUCCACGGGCGCAGGGCGGUUCUGCCAGUCCCGAAGGACACGCAGAUGAAUCUCGUGCAUGCGCGCGAGGUGCCCGCCGAGGCGUUUGGAGAUUCCCGCGCGGUCAAUUUGCCCGGGCUGUUGGAGGUGGGCGGGCCGGAGCGUAGAGCGUUGGUCGAGGAGAAGUAUGAUCCGGACGUGGAUCGCAUCGUGCAGACGUGGACGCCGAAUUUCAAUACGGCCCGGGCGCUGAGGUUGGGGUUUGUGGAGGAUUAUGCGAGUCGGUUUGUGCGCCUAGCGUUCAACCUCAACCAGGCUCUCCGGAGCCGGGCUGCCCUGAAGGCUGUCCAGCCCGUCAAGCGUGGCUUCGCUUCUCCCGUUACCCUGCCUUCCUCCACCCAGACCACCACCCUCUCCAACGGUUUCACGAUUGCCACUGAGCACUCCCCCUAUGCUCAGACCUCCACUGUUGGCGUCUGGAUCGAUGCCGGUAGCCGGGCAGAGACUGACAAGACCAACGGCACUGCGCACUUCCUGGAGCACCUUGCUUUCAAGGGCACCAACAAGCGUUCCCAGCACCAAUUGGAGCUCGAGAUCGAGAACAUGGGCGCUCACCUGAACGCCUACACCUCGCGCGAGAACACCGUCUACUACGCCAAGUCCUUCAACAACGAUGUCCCCAAGGCCGUCGACAUCCUCGCCGAUAUCCUCCAGAACUCCAAGUUGGAGCCCGGUGCCAUUGAGCGCGAGCGCGACGUCAUCCUCCGUGAGCAGGAGGAGGUUGACAAGCAGCUCGAGGAGGUCGUUUUCGACCACCUCCACGCCACUGCCUUCCAGCAACAGCCCCUCGGCCGCACCAUCCUCGGCCCCAAGGAGAACAUCCAGACCAUCUCCCGUGACAACCUGGUCGACUACAUCAAGACCAACUACACUGCCGACCGCAUGGUCCUCGUCGGUGCCGGUGGCAUCCCCCACGAGCAGCUCGUGAGACUCGCUGAGGAGCACUUCGGUGCCCUGCCCAGCAAGCCCCCUACCUCUGCUGCCCUGGCCCUCACCGCCGAGCAGAAGCGUACCCCCGAGUUCAUCGGCUCCGAGGUCAGAGUCCGUGAUGACACCCUCCCCACCGCUCACAUCGCCCUUGCCGUCGAGGGUGUCAGCUGGAAGGACGAUGACUACUUCACCGCCCUGGUUGCCCAGGCCAUCGUGGGUAACUGGGACCGUGCCAUGGGCAACUCCCCCUACCUUGGCAGCAAGCUCAGCUCCCUGGUUGAGCACCACGGCCUCGCCAACAGCUUCAUGAGCUUCUCCACCAGCUACAGCGACACUGGUCUCUGGGGUAUCUACCUCGUCUCCGAGAACCUGACCAACCUCGAUGACCUGUGCCACUUCGCUCUCCGCGAGUGGUCUCGCCUGUCCUUCAGCGUCACGCCCGCCGAGGUUGAGCGUGCCAAGGCCCAGCUCAAGGCCUCGAUCCUCCUCUCCCUCGACGGCACCACCGCCGUUGCCGAAGACAUUGGUCGCCAGAUCAUCACGACCGGCCGCCGCCUCAGCCCCGAGGACGUCGAGCGCACGAUCGGCCAGAUCACCGAGAAGCAUGUGAUGGACUUCGCCCAGCGCAAGCUGUGGGAUCAGGACAUCGCCAUGAGCGCCGUCGGCAGCAUCGAGGGUAUCCUCGACUACCAGCGUCUCCGCUCGGACAUGAGCCGCAACGCUGCUUAGAUGUGCUGCGCUCGGUGUAGGUGAGGGUGUCUGUUGCGUUGUCCGCCAGGAAUUAUGGCAAGUGUUUCUAGUUUUGGUGAUUUUUAAUAGAUAGAAGCGGUGGUCGUGCCGAGGAAGCGUGUCUUGUACAGUACACAACUGUCGCUAUAUCAAAAUGUAUUGUUUGUUAAGUUC
Molecule: messenger RNA, 2664 nt
Organism: Aspergillus brunneoviolaceus CBS 621.78
Lineage: Eukaryota; Fungi; Ascomycota; Eurotiomycetes; Eurotiales; Aspergillaceae
Product: bifunctional SDR family oxidoreductase/M16 family metallopeptidase
Exons: 12
Coding region: 259-2490 (743 amino acids)
Cellular component (GO): mitochondrion
Molecular function (GO): metal ion binding; metalloendopeptidase activity
Source: RefSeq, a predicted model, not a curated record